GGCCUAGGUAGGAGCUCUAUGGCGGCUUUCCUCACGUUAGAAUCUGUUCUCAAUCUGAGUUUUAAACAUGCCAUCCGGUUUUUCCGGCUUUGUUUCUCCUUAACCACAUGCGCUGUGUUGCCUGGGAUGUAUUAAUCUGGGUCGAUUUCCGUUCUUUGUAGAUGAUAUUGAGGUUCUUUUUAACACUUGGCCAUUGCAGUUACUGGUUAGUUCUAACAGAGCCAGAGGCUGUUACCGCUUCCACAGAGCUAUAGAAGCGCGGCUAUAAGAAGCUCCAGUCAGACUGAUAUUUUAUUAGAGCAGGCUUAAACUAUAGUUUUACUGCGCGCUUUAGUUACUGGCACUGCCUGCUUUCCGUAGGAGCUGCUCUUAGUCUCUACAGCGUGUAUGUGACAGGUGCACAAUGGGACGUGUAAUCAGGGGACAGAGAAAAGGUGCAGGCUCUGUUUUUAAAGCCCACGUCAAACACAGAAAAGGUGCCGCUAAGCUUCGGGCUGUCGACUUCGCUGAAAGACAUGGCUACAUCAAGGGUAUUGUGAAAGACAUUAUCCAUGAUCCAGGCCGUGGUGCUCCUCUUGCCAAGGUUGCUUUCCGUGACCCAUACAGGUUUAAAAAGAGGACAGAAUUGUUUGUUGCAGCUGAGGGAAUCCAUACCGGACAGUUUGUGUACUGUGGCAAGAAAGCUCAGUUGAACAUUGGCAAUGUACUCCCUGUUGGCACCAUGCCUGAAGGUACCAUAGUUUGUUGUGUGGAGGAGAAACCAGGUGAUCGUGGCAAACUUGCCCGUGCCUCUGGUAACUACGCCACCGUUAUCUCCCACAAUCCUGAAACAAAGAAAACUAGAGUGAAGUUGCCUUCUGGCUCCAAGAAGGUCAUCUCAUCUGCAAACAGAGCUAUUGUUGGGGUUGUUGCUGGUGGUGGUCGUAUUGACAAACCCAUCCUGAAGGCAGGACGUGCAUACCAUAAAUACAAGGCAAAGAGAAACUGCUGGCCACGUGUCCGUGGUGUGGCUAUGAAUCCUGUAGAACAUCCCUUCGGUGGUGGUAACCACCAACAUAUUGGUAAGCCCUCAACCAUCAGGAGAGAUGCCCCAGCUGGUCGCAAAGUUGGUCUUAUUGCUGCCCGUCGUACCGGUCGUCUGCGUGGUACAAAGACAGUGCAGGAAAAGGAGAACUAAAGCUCGUCUAUCUGAUAACUUCCAAAUAAAUUGUAAAAAAAAAAACUCCAUAAA
Xenopus tropicalis (tropical clawed frog) is the source of this 1231-nucleotide messenger RNA. It is a transcript of the gene rpl8, whose product is annotated as ribosomal protein L8. The transcript is spliced from 6 exons. Bases 404 to 1177 code for a protein of 257 amino acids. Gene Ontology annotation, molecular function: RNA binding; structural constituent of ribosome. Gene Ontology annotation, biological process: translation. The record is from RefSeq and is a predicted model, not a curated record. NCBI's taxonomy places the organism in Eukaryota, Metazoa, Chordata, Amphibia, Anura, Pipidae. Gene Ontology annotation, cellular component: ribosome; large ribosomal subunit; cytoplasm.